CUCCAACCCUCCCUCCUUUCUGUCUCAGACAAGGUCCAGGAGGAGAUCAGCAGGGUUAUAGGAAGUCGUCAGCCCUUGGUAGAGGACAGGAAGAACCUACCCUACACUGAUGCAGUGAUCCAUGAGACCCAGAGACUGGCCAACAUUGCACCCAUGGCCAUCCCUCAUACCACCAGCCGAGAUGUCACGUUCCAGGGAUAUUUCAUCAAAAAGGGGACGUCUGUGAUUCCUCUACUGACGUCGGUCCUACAGGACGAUAGCGAAUGGGAGAGCCCCACACCUUUACCCCCUCCCACUUUCUGGAUUGAGCACGGAACAUUUUGUCAAGAGGGAGCUUCAUUGGCCUUCUCUGCAGGUAUAUUAACUUCAUUAUAG
Messenger RNA from Salvelinus sp. IW2-2015, 375 nucleotides. The record is from RefSeq and is a predicted model, not a curated record. NCBI's taxonomy places the organism in Eukaryota, Metazoa, Chordata, Actinopteri, Salmoniformes, Salmonidae.